ACAGACCCGCCAGCAUGUCGGGGCCGUAGGGACUCUGCCGCAGAGACUCCCGCUCAGCGCCCGCACCAGGACCGGCUGGCAGGUAAGGGAAAGCGGAGGCUCUGUGUCUGCGUCCGACGGGGACCAUGGAGCUGCUCCCGGGUACUGCCUGUCAGCUGGCACAGCCGUCCUGCGUGGUGCUAUUGCAGCCCUGCUGAGCCCUCGCGUCGAGCGGAGAAGUCUGGGCUCCGUCCCAGCCCUGAAUCUGACGCCUGCUGUUUUCCAAUAUUUCAUUUUUUCCGUGGUGUGUAAUAGCUGCCCGCUCGCCCCCGCAGCUGCGUUCAGGGCCAGCCGGGCUGGGAGUGCUGUCCCUCUCCUCGUGGGACACUGUGAGUGAUGCCGGUGCUGCGGGAGCCGACCUGGGGCUCACACUGCACCCCACGUGCCUCAGCUGCUCUGCACAAGUCGUGGGGCCAGGAGGGAGAGGACCCUGUCACCGUGAACAGCAGCUGGCCCCGGGUUCCCCAGCAGAGUGAGCCCACUCCCAUGGUGGGGCCAGCCUGCCCAGGAAGGGUUAAGCUGCGUGCAGCCAGGCUUGGGCGGAAGGGAGGGACGUGAGGAGCAGACCGUAAAUUUAGUAACCCCAGAACGUCCCGGCACAACAAGCGGUGUGAGCGCCGGCUGAGGGAAAUCGCUGCUCAUGGGCCGGGUUCCUCCCGAUGCAAGGGGAGGCCGUGGGUGGCUGCUGGCCUCGUGCCGUGUUUGUGCGUCAUGUGGGCCAGGCCUGCUGCUGGGGGCUGCCCUUGGGGGACAGGAACGGGUCAGGGUUAGGGUGGGAGGCAGAGCGUGCGGCCAGAAAGCCCUGGGCUGCACGGAGGGGUGGGCAGUGACAGCCGUGUCCCUGCUGCCCCUCUGGCUCUGGGUGCUGGCGGUGGGAGGGGACGCGGCGCUGAGUUCAUGCCCCCCCAAAUCUGUCUGCUGCCGGCCUGUGCAGAGAUGGGGAUGAAGGCAUGCAGCUGGGUGCUGGAGUCAGGCGUGUGUGGGUGUGCUGGGCUGCACUCUGAGCCGCUGCGCACGGAGGCAGAUGUUGCUGCGAACAGCUGGAUGCUGUUCUGCUGUGUCUGCCUGUGGCCAUAAGGGCCCAGCUGCCGACCACUCCCAGUGUGUAGUGGGGUCUGUUUUCUGCAGCAUAUGUGGAGUUGUGCCAGCGUGGUGGCUGCUUCCUAUGAUUAGCAUGCAUGCAGGUAUUCCAAGGUGCUGGAGCCUGUGCUUGCUGGGCAGGGAUGUGCACCAGCUUUGGGCAGCUGCUGCAGGGCUGGAAACGGGAUUUGAGCACCAGUUCUGCAGCACAGCCAGAGCCCUGCACAGUCGUGCAGCCAUGCAGUCGUGCCCACACAGGCACUCAUACCAACACUUCUGUCUCUCCCAGCCCGUGCCCGACAUCACCAGGCGCCUCCGUGCAAACACAAUGGAGGCUCCCAGCAGGACCACCACCAGUCCGAUCCGCAGGGUGCAGACCAUCAUCCAGAACAGCCCCCUGGACCUGAUAGACACAGGCAAAGGGCUGAAGGUGCAGACAGAGAAGCCGCACUUGGUGAGCCUGGGCAGCGGCCGCCUCAGCACCGCUAUCACACUGCUGCCACUGGAGGAAGGGAGGACCACAAUUGGCACAGCUGCGAAGGACAUCGUCCUGCAGGGCCCUGGGCUGGCACCCGAGCACUGCUACAUCGAGAACGUGCGAGGGACGCUCACCCUGCACCCCUGCAACAAUGCCUGCACCAUCGACGGUGUGACGAUCCAGCGGCCCACGCGCCUCACUCAAGGGUGCACCAUCUGCCUGGGCCAGGCGACCUUCCUCCGCUUCAACCACCCUGCUGAAGCCAAGUGGAUGAAGAGCAUGAUCCCGGCAGGAGGAAGGAGCCCCGCGGCUCUCUAUGGAUUGCCAGCAAAGCCCGAGGCCCUGGUGAAUGGCAGCCGCCAGCUGCCGGCACGGGAGCCCAGCCACAGCUCCCUGGUGAGCUCCAUCGAGAAGGACUUGCAGGACAUCAUGGACUCGCUGGUGCUGGAGGAUCCGGUGUCCCCCAGCAAGAAGCCGCCGUCCCGCGGGCAAUCCCCGCUCUGCCCCAUGGUGAACGGGGGUGGGCGCUGCCUCCUGUCCCCCCCGCUGAGCCCCGGUGCCGCCUCGGGAGGCUCCAGCUACGAGAACGCCUCGCCGCCCUUCUCCCCGCUCUCCUCGCCCGCCAGCAGCGGCGGCUACACCAGCCACUCGCCCAGCAGCCAGGAGCAGGGCCCGGCCGUGCCCCCCGUCGUGCCGCUCCGCUCCUCCAGCUACAACCACGCCGUGCAGCCCCCCCAGCAGCGCCCGCCGCCGCCACCCUACGGGGGCCCCAAUGACACUCGGUCGGCGGAGAGCCCCCGCGCCUGGCGGGGUGCCCUGGACGGCCCGGCGGUUCCGCACCCCCUCCAGGAGCACAGGGCGGGCAGUCCCCGCGCCCAGCCGCCCGGCAGCCCCCGGCCAGCCCCCCGGACAUUGGGUUCCUCGGUGCCGCGGGUUCGGGCAGCCCUGCAGGAGCGGCCGCCCAGCCCCUUCCGAGAGCCGAGGGACUCUCCCGCUCCCGGCCGGCAGCCCGCACCCAGGCUUCUCCCGGACGCCGUGGGACCGGCGCACGGCAGCCAGAGCGGCCGCGGGCUGCAGCCCCCCGAGAGCCCGCGGGCGGCCCGGAGGAACGUGGAGAGCAUGCGAGAGCUGCCGCCCCUCAGCCCGUCCUUAUCACGCCGAGCUGCCAGCCCUCGGGCGGCCCCGGAUGCCCCGUCCCCGCAGCCCCGGCUGGGCAGGGAGGUCCCUGGAAGCCCCCGGACCAGGCGCAAGGGCCACGAGGAGCCGAGCCCCGCGGGCGGGAGGAGCAGCAGGGCCGGGAGCCCCUCGUCCCCGCUGUCGACGGAGCCGUCCACACGCCGGCCCAGCUUCGGCUCCUGCCUGAGCCCCGCACACAGCCUGGGCUCCCUGGCCGUGCCUUCGCCCCGGCAGAGCCCCCGCGCCCAGAGGAAGCUGUCGGGGGACGUGCGGCUGCAGUCGGGCGUGCGAGAGCGUAAGAACAGCAUCACCGAGAUCAGCGACAACGAGGACGAUCUGCUGGAGUACCACCGGCGGCAGCGCGAGGAGCGGAUGCGGGAGCAGGAGAUGGAGCGCCUGGAGCGGCAACGCCUGGAGACCAUCCUGAACCUCUGUGCUGAGUACACCAAGACAGACGGCUCUGAGCUGCUGCCUGGCCAUACGGAUGCCGGCCGGCGGGCACCAAGGGGCACAGCAGGGCUGGGCCGUGCUGCAGAGGAGCUGGGUGUGCUGCGGCAGAGAGAGAGCCUGGAGAGGUCGGAUGAAGAGAACCUGAAGGAAGAGUGCAGCAGCACUGAGAGCACACACCACGAGCAUGAGGAGCUGGCGGGCCCACGUGCCAAGGAGGCACACCGGCUGGAAGAGGAGCGAGCCUGCGUGUUCAGCCGCCUGGAUGAGCUGAAGGGCCGCGUCAAGGAGCUGGAGCAGCAGCUGCAGGAGACAUCACGAGAGGCAGAGAUGGAGAGGGCACUGCUGCAGGGCGAGCGGGAGUCAGAGGUGGCACGGCUGCAGCAGGAGCAGGAGGUGGUGCAGCAGCUGCAGGAGAAGCUCUCCAGCCUGGACGCCAGCAUCCAGAAGGAGCGGGACAAGGAAAGGGCAAAGAUUGAUGCUGAAAGGAAGGAGCUAGAGAAACUCCGGGCGCUUUACAAUGAGUCGAAGAGCCACCUUGAUAACUGCCCUGAGUCAAUGCGGGAGCAGUUGCGGGAGCAGAUGCGAAGGGAAGCAGAGGCCCUGGAGACGGAAACAAAGCUCUUUGAGGACCUGGAGUUCCAGCAGCUGGAAAGGGAGAGCCGGCUGGAAGAGGAGCGCGAGACGCGGAGCCAGCAGCUCCUGCAGAGCAGGGCUGAGUACCACCGCAGCAUCGCCCGCAGGAAGGAGCGGGUGGCUGCACUGGAUGCUCAGGCUGCCCAGAUCCGGCUGCAGAGCGCCCAGGAGGCUGAACGCCUGGCCCAGGAGAGGAACGACGUCCUGCGGCUCCUUCAGAAGGAGAAGGAGAAGCUUGCAUCUCUGGAGAGACGAUACCAGCUUGUCACAGGUGGCAGGAGCUUCCCCAAGAUGUCCUCAGCUCUCAAAGAGGAAACCCUCCAUAUUUCAGAGCCUUAUGAGCUGCUGGAGGGAACUAAGCCCCUGAGUCCCCCACUAGGAGCAGCUGCCUCCUUAGCUUCUCCUUCUGCCCACUCCUACCCCAAGAUGCAAGAGGAGUACAUGAGGCUGUCUGACGUUUUCAGGUUCUACAGCAAUGCAUACGGCUCCAGCCUGGACACUAAAGCUUCUGCUGCUGCUCCCGCUGCUGCUCAACACUCUUUCUUGCUUGCUGUGCCCCCUGCAGCCAACGAGGUCUAUCGUGCCAAAAUGGAGGGUGACACUGGUGCCCUCACCCCUCGAAUGAAGAGCGGCACCCCAUCAUCCUCACAGCUCAACAUCUCCGUGCUGGGCCGCAGCCCCUCACCCAAGGGUCCCCUGCAUGCCCCGAGCCACGCAGGCAGCCUGCCACGCAACCUGGCAGCCACACUGCAGGACAUCGAGACCAAGCGCCAGCUGGCCCUGCAGCAGAAGGCCGACCCGCUCCCAGCAGAGCCCUUGCAGCCAGGCGAUGUACCAGGUCAGCAGGUGAUUGAGGAGCAGAAGCGGCGCCUGGCAGAGCUGAAGCAGAAAGCAGCGGCCGAGGCUCAGUCGCAGUGGGAAGCCUUGCACGGGCAAUCUCCCUUUCCCCCCUCCUACCCUCCGCUCAUGCAUCACUCCAUCCUCCAUCACCACCACUCCCACGGUGCGGGCCCGCGGGCCGAGGAGCUGGACCACGCAUAUGACACCCUCAGCCUGGAGAGCUCGGACAGCAUGGAGACCAGCAUCUCCACAGGCAACAACUCAGCCUGCUCACCUGAUAACAUGUCCAGUGCAAGCGGGAUGGACGCAGGGAAGAUAGAGGAGAUGGAAAAGAUGCUGAAGGAGGCACAUGCCGAGAAGUCCCGGCUCAUGGAGUCCCGGGAGCGGGAGAUGGAGCUGCGCCGGCAGGCACUGGAGGACGAGCGGCGGCGCCGGGAGCAGUUGGAGCGCCGGCUGCAGGAUGAGACGGCCCGCCGGCAGAAGCUGGUCGAGAAGGAGGUCAAGCUGCGGGAGAAACAUUUCUCGCAGGCUCGGCCUCUGACGCGGUACCUCCCCAUCCGCAAGGAGGAUUUUGACCUGCGGCUGCACAUCGAGUCCUCGGGGCACAGCGUGGACACGUGCUAUCACGUCAUUCUGACGGAGAAGAUGUGCAAGGGCUACCUGGUCAAGAUGGGGGGCAAGAUCAAGUCUUGGAAGAAGCGCUGGUUCGUCUUUGACCGCAUGAAGCGCACCGUCUCCUACUACGUGGAUAAGCACGAGACGAAGCUGAAGGGCGUCAUCUACUUCCAAGCCAUCGAGGAGGUGUACUACGACCACCUCCGCAGCGCCGCUAAGGUGAGCCCGGGCUGCGGCUCCGCGUUGUGUCCCCGGGCUGCGGGUGGCUUGGAGGGGCCGGCGGAGCCCGCGGCCGCGCUGACCCUGCGCUCUCCUCCGCAGAGCCCCAACCCCGCGCUGACGUUCUGCGUGAAGACCCACGACCGCCUUUACUUCAUGGUGGCCCCGUCGGCCGAGGCCAUGCGCAUCUGGAUGGACGUCAUCGUCACGGGGGCCGAGGGCUACACGCAGUUCAUGAACUGAGGGCCGGGCUGGGCAAAGCCGGGCGGCACGGAGCUCUGCGGGCGCGGCCACGGGCGGGUUUUUUGUUUGUUUGUUUUUUUUAUGUUAACUUUUUAAAAACAAUUUACUGGAAACGCGU
Molecule: messenger RNA, 5891 nt
Organism: Phasianus colchicus (ring-necked pheasant)
Lineage: Eukaryota; Metazoa; Chordata; Aves; Galliformes; Phasianidae
Source: RefSeq, a predicted model, not a curated record